Molecule: messenger RNA, 619 nt
Organism: Cornus florida
Lineage: Eukaryota; Viridiplantae; Streptophyta; Magnoliopsida; Cornales; Cornaceae
Product: CASP-like protein 1C1
Exons: 3
Coding region: 1-477 (158 amino acids)
Source: RefSeq, a predicted model, not a curated record
AUGGCCAAAACAGUGUUCAGCUAUGUGAUAAGAAUCCUAGUCAUGCUCGCAACUCUUAUAGCAGCUAUUGUAAUGGGUACAAGCCAUGAAUCGGUUGACAUGAUCACUUUCACCUUCGAAGCAAAGAUCAGCAAUUGGCCGGUUCUGAAGUACUUUGUCAUUGUAAAUUACAUAGCAGCUGGUUAUAACUUACUUGUUCUGUUCCUUCCCUCUGGUAGUAAGCAAUGGCGAUUAAUUGUGGUCUUGGAUAUGAUUAUGGUUUUGGUAAUCGCUUCAGGGUGUUUCUUAGCGGGUGAGGACCUUUAUAUAAUGAAAAAAGGGAAUGCACAUGUAGGCUGGACAGCCAUCUGUGGCCUAGUCCCCGCUUUCUGCAACCAUCUAACCGGAGCUCUUGCCGUUGGUGCACUUGGAGCCAUAGUCCAGAUUUUGCUCACUUUGUAUACCUACCAUGUUAUUAUCAAUCCUCUACUCAUGUAGCACAAGGUUUUUAUUAUUUUUAUUUUUUUAAUUUAAUUUGGAGAAAUAUUGAGUUUAAACUCAUGCGGGGGAGAAUAUUAAUGGUUGUAUGGUACUUGAAAUUCAUUGUUAGUGUUUAUAGAAUUAUGCAUGACGUUUGACA